Lentinula edodes (shiitake mushroom) is the source of this 246-nucleotide messenger RNA. RefSeq lists its product as uncharacterized. The record is from RefSeq and is a predicted model, not a curated record. The annotation marks the transcript as partial. Lineage: Eukaryota; Fungi; Basidiomycota; Agaricomycetes; Agaricales; Omphalotaceae. The transcript is spliced from 2 exons.
CUCGACGAAUUCAUAGGGUAUCUCGAAGUCUAUCACAGUGGUACCCGCAAAAUUGGAUUAGCAAAUGGAAUUGUUCUCGAUAUACUCAGGUCAGCCCUGCGACAUUCCCUCUUCAAGCAUGCGGUCCAUCUUUACAGGAAAGAGUACAAAUUCGCAAUUGUUGGGGAUUUAUUCAGACAUUAUUUAAUCGCACCCGAUCUCGGCGCUUUAUUAAACGCGAUGGAUGCUCUCGAUAGUGGAUCCCAG